UGGUAUUCCAGUUCAACAUGGCUGCCGUCUGCUAAUAUCCAAGGAGUUGUCUUCAGCAAUGAAACAGCCGGAGUUUGUCAAACUGUAACCCGGUUGUUUAAGUUAGCUGCUGUCGUGUGGUUCGGUCUAAAAUGGCCCAGUGUGUUCAAUCCGUGCAUGAGUUCGUCCAGGACUCCUUCGUCCCCAUGGUGGCUAUUCUAUGCAGUGAAGAAGCGGAGAGAGUGACUCGCAAGAACAAUCUGAAUUUCGCCGAACUGUUGCGACCUUUCUGCAGACUAACAUCCGAAGGUCACAUCCGGGACCCUAACAAUCAAAUCCAGGUUGUAAAAAACCUGCGGAUUUGUGUCAACAAUAUCGUGACAACCCCAAGCUCAUCGCCUGCCACCCUCACCCCAGCCCAACGCCGAGUGCUCAAUGAAGUUGUGUUGUCCUGUCAGCCUCAAGAAGGUGCUGUGGCCACUGCAAUCUCGACUGGAGACUAUGACCUCAAUUUUAAUGAUCACUCUCUUAAAGCUAGCAGUCCUUGGUUCAAUGCCUGGAAAGAAACUCUAUCAGAAGUCAGCAGCUCCAAGCACUUCACAGCAACGACACCCUGGUUUGAAGCCUAUAGGGAGAAAUUCCUUCAGACCAUGCCUGCCUCUGAACAUGAGUUCCUUAAUCACUACCUCGCUUGUCUCCUUGUAGUGUCCUCUACUGAGACCGUCCCGUUGGAGCAGUUCCUCAAGCUUUCUCAGGAGCAGCACCGGAUCCAACACAGUGGAGAAUACACCAACCCUAAGUGGUUCAUUCCCAAUACACUCAAGUACUAUGUGUUGCUACAUGAUAUGAGCGAAGGAGAUGAGCAGAGGGCUGACUCUCUGUAUGAAGACAUGAAGCAGAAAUACGGUCCUCAGGGAUGUUAUCUGUUGAAAAUGAACUCUAGAACAUUAUCAGAUGAACAAGAUGAACAGAUUCCAGACCCGUGGAGUCAGUAUGUGCACAGAAAUGACCUGCAUAGCCAGGACUCAUGUGAUGAUCAGGCAUCAUCUGUGACUAACGCUACUGUUGAAAAUGAUGUCAACAAGUCAGACCUGACUGAUGGCCAUCACUUAGCAGAUACUGAUGGAAUGUCCAACAGCCUGGAAAGUCAUCCUCUCCAGCUGGACAGUGUGACCAGUUCAGCAAGUCUUCAGUCCCUCACCACUGACCUCAAGAAAGGCAUUAAAGAUCCAGAAGGUCAGACUGCAGCAGGAGGCAGCCAUGGCGCCUGUCUGACCCUGAAUGAUCACGACCACAUCAGGCAGUUUAUUCAAGAGUUCACCUUCCGAGGCCUGCUGCCACACAUCGAGAAGAACAUCCGACAGCUCAAUGACCAGCUCGUAUCCAGAAAGGGUUUGAGUCGAUCGCUCUUCACAGCAACCAAGAAAUGGUUUGGUGGAGGGAAAGCUCCAGAGAAGAGCAUCAGUGAACCUAAAAGCACAUUUGGACUUCUCUACCCUCCUGAGGCUCCAGAAUUGCAAAUCAGGAAGAUGGCUGACCUGUGCUUCCUGGUUCAGCACUAUGACCUGGCUUACAACUGCUACCACACGGCAAAGAAAGAUUUCUUGUCUGACCAAGCUAUGUUGUAUGCUGCCGGUGCUCUGGAAAUGGCUGCUGUGUCAGCAUUUCUACAGGCCGGAGCUCCAAGACCAUACCCAGCUCACUACAUGGACAAAGCUAUCCAGACAUACAGAGAUGUUUGCAAGAACAUGGUUCUGGCAGAACGUUGUGCUUUGCUCAGUGCUGAGAUACUGAAAAGUCAAGGCAAAUACUCAGAUGCUGCAACUCUGCUUAUUAAGAUGACCAGUGAGGAUUCUGACCUCCGUAGUGCUCUUCUUUUGGAACAAGCUGCCCACUGCUUCAUUAACAUGCGUAGUCGCAUGCUGCGCAAGUUCGCCUUUCACAUGAUCCUUGCCGGUCAUCGUUUCAGCAAAGCAGGCCAGAGGAGGCAUGCACUGCGCUGCUACUGCCAAGCUAUGCACGUAUAUAAGGGGAGAUCUUGGUCUCUGGCAGAGGAUCAUAUCAAUUUCACCAUCGGCCGUCAGUCCUUCACUCUUCGGCAGCCUGAGAACGCUGUGACAGCGUUCAAACAGAUCCUGUCUAACGACAGCAGACAGACUUCCACACAACAGGGAGGCUUUCUCCGAGAGUAUCUUUACGUUUACAAGAGCGUAGUGGGCGAGAAUGAAGACUCUCUACCUCAGCUCCCCUUGCCCUGCAUCCACAGCUUAGCAACAAGAGUCUAUUUUGGACAUGAACGGCGUCUUGCAGAAGGAGAAAAGCAGGCAGCUACUCAUGUGUCUCUGGACCAGGAGUAUGACCAGGAUGUAGCAGCCAUGUGGGCCAAGCUCGAGGAGCAGUUAUUGAUUGCUGUCAACAGAGGUGUCCUUCCAGUGACUUUUCAACCAUCACAAUGCUGUUUACACGAGCAGACUGAUAAUUUGCGACACCCGCUGGCUGUAGUGGAGGAGCCAAUUAUCGUGGAGGUAAUGUUUAGGAAUCCUUUAAAGGUUCCUUUGCUCUUGUCCAAGCUCUCACUCCUCUGGAAGUUCAGCACCAAAGUGUCAGAAGGAGAGUCAUUAACAGAAUCAUUGGGGGAAAUCGUAACCAAUGAGGAGACUCGAGAGGAGACAAUGAAACGGGUAGAUGAAGUUGUCACCACUGAGAUCAUUGAGGAGUUUCAAUUGGGUCCAGAGGAAACCCGAACGGCGAGACUCAGACUCCUGCCGCACAGAACCGGCCAGCUUAAUGUUACAGGUGUUGUGUACGACCUGGCUGCUGCACUGACUGGAGAGUCCACUGCCAGCACUGAUGCUGGACAGCAGAAGACGGACAUAAUUGUCGUGCGUGGAAAACAGGACUUGAACGUUAAAGGCCCGCGACUCAACCAGACCAAAGAGGACAAGAUGUUGGUUCGACAUGGACCAGAUCAUCGUUUAGAUCCAGUCAUAACGCCUCCCAUGCCCCUUUUGGAGGUGUUCUUUCUGCAGUUCCCCACUGCUCUUCUGUGUGGAGAGAUCAGGAAAGCUUACGUGGAGUUCUGUAACGUUAGCAGUGUUUCCAUGUGUGGCCUGAGGGUGGCGUCAACACAUCCUGAGUUCUUCACCUUUGGCAAUGAAGCCACAACUCCAAUCACGCCACUCAGCCCAACCUCUGCAGAGAGUUGCUCUGCCUAUAAAACCCUAGUCUCGCCGCAUGGCUCCGCUGCUGGUUCAGUGGCCGCAGAGAUGUUGGUUUCUGAAGAGGACUUCAGCCAGCUCUCAGGUGUGAUGGACAUUCCAAUCAAUGGUAGCACUCUGGAACCAGGAGAGUCCACACAACUCCCCCUGUGGCUCAGAGGACCAGACCAAGAGGGAGUCCAUGAAAUCAACUUUCUCUUUUACUAUGAGAGUACAGAGAAAAACACAAAAGUCAGUCAUCGAGUGUUGCGUCACACAGUGUUCAUCUGCGCCAGCCGCUCACUCAGUGUGCAGGCGUCGGCCUGUCGCAGCAGCAUUUCCCCUCAUCAGAGUCUGGACGAUCAGGGUACCAGUGGAACUCUGGUCUUCUUAGACGUUGAAAAUAUCAAUACGAGUGAAGCUGGGGUGCGAGAGUUCCAUAUUAUUCAGGUUUCGAGCAGCAGCAAACAAUGGCGCCUCGAAAAAUGUAUCAACCCAGCUAAGGAGAAAGAUUGUAAACUGACCAGCAGAGAAAGAGCCAAACUGUGUUUUAGGGCGACACCUUGCAGACCAGGAACCAAAAAGAAAUACACGUUUGCCGACCUGAAUCUAGGAAAUGAGCGGAUCAUCAGCUCAGCGACGCCCUGCGGAGAUUUCUUCUUUCGUGCUUGUAGGUCACCUGACUCACAGCGAGAUGACGUGUCCUCCAGCGGCAACAAGCAUUGGACUUCUGUCCCUGAAGGGGAGCGAACAUCUGACCUUAACCAUAUAGUGAAGAAAUGUAAAGAGUUGGAUCUCAACAUCAUUGUGAUCUGGAAGGCAUAUGUGGUCGAAGACAACAAGCAGCUAAUCUUGGAAGGACAGCUUCAUGUGGCACUACAGACCCUUGGGAAAGAGGCCACAUCUUUGGCUCCCAAAGAGGAGGUUCAGGAGAUGGUGCUGUUCAAGUUCAAAUCUGAGCUCCCACCUCCACCCGUCCUUCCCACGGCAGAGCUCUCCCAACUCAUCAAGACCAACAUGCACUAUUCUGAGAUGUUCAGCCAUUCAUUUGUGCAGCACAGUACCUGCAUGGUGCCAGUUUCCCUGACGCUGUCCAACUGUUCCCUGACUCAAGUUGAUGUGAUGAUUGACCUACGGCACAAAACCUCCAGCUCGGAGUCCGUGGAGGUCCAUAGUGCUUUUACCUGGGUGGGACAGACUCGGUACAAGCUCCAGCUCCAGCCUCAGCAGGUUCUGGUUCUGGCCCUGAAAGCUUGUUUCCUCCAGGCUGGAGUCUACAACCUCAACACGCCGCGAGUCUUCGCCAAGCCAGCAGAGCAGGAUGUAAUAUAUGAGACCAGUCAGCAGGCGGCCAGUCCUGCACUCAUCAUCAUCAACGAUGCCUGGGCUGAAUCCCAACCAGAACCUGGACACUGAAGAUAGCCUCAUGAUAUCACAACCAAACUUGACAUCAUGAUUCAAACUGGGUUAUAGAAGUAGUAGACGGGGAUCAUUUUAAUGAUGAUGGACAGCUUUAUUUAUUUCAAAUAAUUUUAUGCCGAUGCGAGAGGUCACAAGGUCACACUUUCAACAACAUGCAUUGACAGUUAAUGCCCUUUACAAAAUGAAUCACACAGAAAUACUAGCCUAAUAAAGCGUGAGAAAAUAAUUUGUCUGAGCGGAAAAGAAAAGACUUCCAUGAUGAUUGAAGUCAGGAUACAAGUAAGAUUCAGUUACCGGAAGGUGUUUUCAUCAUAUCAUGGAUUACAGAGAUUAAAAGGAUGAACAUGAUCACUACUCGACUAUCUUGGAGUCAAGAACUAAUUCUUCCUGAUGUAGUUUGUUUGUACCUGACAAACGUGUUUUUAUCUGGACCUGCUUGAGCAGCAGAGCUCGCUGACCAAAGCCACCCAGCUGCCCUAGUGGUGCUUCACCACUGGGGGGGUGUGAGCUGCCAGACGUGUGGACUGUAGAUCCUCCUGAGCUGGAGAAGGAGGCUGACGGCUGAACAUUCUGUGUGAUUUUACCAGACGUCGUCUCGUGCACGGUGAUUUUCUAGGCUCCUGAUCUAACCUGUGUUUAUCAUGACUCUGGUGUGCACGGUUGCUUUUUCUCAAGAUGAUGUAUUAUAUUUAUAUAACUAAUUUCAUGUAAAUAGACAAUAAAUGUAACUAAUGCUACAACAAACAGAAAGAGAUUGAUCAAUAUAUUUUUUUUAAACACUUGAUGCCUCCCUCCCACUGGAAAAGAAUAGAUUAAAGACAAUAUUAAGUUGAAAAUGUGUGGGCCACAGUGUAGGACGGGGAGUCAGGAUAGCAACAUUGCCACGCUGCAUAGAUCUUUGGCAACAUCCCUGUCUCGGUCACAGUCAUUUAUAAGGUUUGGCUGCAUGGCAUUCUGCUUCUCUCUUUUUCACACACUUAAUCUGAUUUGGAACAGUGACGAAAUUGGGAUCGGCAUCUGAACAGUUGUGACAAAUUAUACAAUUAUAAAGACAAACUAAAGCAAAUUCAUUGGUAACGUCUUGACCUUUGGACACAUUUCAUCUUUGAGCCAGCCCACCCUGUCCUCACUUAUUCCUUUCUAGCGCUCUGCACAUGGUUACCAUUCUCAUAGAAG
Molecule: messenger RNA, 5774 nt
Organism: Synchiropus splendidus (mandarinfish)
Lineage: Eukaryota; Metazoa; Chordata; Actinopteri; Syngnathiformes; Callionymidae
Gene: trappc8
Product: trafficking protein particle complex subunit 8
Exons: 30
Coding region: 132-4592 (1486 amino acids)
Biological process (GO): endoplasmic reticulum to Golgi vesicle-mediated transport; protein localization to phagophore assembly site
Cellular component (GO): TRAPPIII protein complex; cytoplasmic vesicle; phagophore assembly site
Molecular function (GO): protein binding
Source: RefSeq, a predicted model, not a curated record